Mercurialis annua (annual mercury) is the source of this 1158-nucleotide messenger RNA. RefSeq lists its product as uncharacterized. Bases 174 to 947 code for a protein of 257 amino acids. Lineage: Eukaryota; Viridiplantae; Streptophyta; Magnoliopsida; Malpighiales; Euphorbiaceae. The transcript is spliced from 5 exons. The record is from RefSeq and is a predicted model, not a curated record.
CAAAAAAACCCCACUUUUCUUGCCUUGUAUAUAUAUCUAAUGCACAUCAUAUCAUUACACUCUCUUCUUCUUUCUUUAAUCCCUUUUCCUUUUUCCUCUUUCAAAUCCUCACCCAUUUUCUCUAUCUAUUUCCUUCACAUUUACAUUUACAUUUAUACUCACCGCCGGCGAUUAUGGUGAGAGACCACUGGGUCAGAACCGCCAUGACAGACGACACAGUUGUGGUGGAGCUUCUUGUGCGUCUCAAACAAUCGCAAGCAGCUCCCUCGUCCAAGAUUCAGCCUGUUAUUCCUUUUAAAUGGGGCUUGCGUUUACCUAGGUCUAAAUCAGUCUCAUCAGGCGCGGCGGUGGCUUCUUCUUCUUUACGAUGUGAACACGAUGUCGUUUCUAGGAGAAAAGACGGUGAGUCGUCUACUAGAUGUAGCCCUACUACUCCUCUUUCUUGGAGCGGCGGCGCUGGCGGCGGUUCUGCUGAUUCGCCUUCCGGCGAUGGAUUUGAAGAGACUAGUCGCCAUGUCAGCCGUUCUUGUUCUCCUGGCGUCAGAUCCAAGGCUACUGCUGAAACUGGAAGCACUACCAACUCAGGCAAGAGGUCAAGAAAAAAGAAGACGUUUGCUGAACUUAGAUUGGAGGAGGGUUUACUAAUGGAAGAAAAGAUGCAUCUUAAAAAGGAAAUAGCAACUUUAAAUGCAACAUUCAAGGAGCAUAGAUCAAGAAAUAAGAACUUGAAGAGAAUAAAGCUUGAUUUGAAUAUGCAAUAUUCAAAGAACUCGGGUUUCGCGUCUGAUGAGUUGGAGGAAGCAAUUUGCAGUCAAUCGCACAUUUCAAUGAUAUUUGCCAAAGGUGAUGAUAAUACACAAUCAGGUUCUUGUGAAACACAUGAGGCGGUUUCAGACCAUGAUAGCUCCUUCCUGCUGCCUGAUUUGAAUAUGAUGCCAUCUGAUUGAGGAUCUUGCAUGGAAGUGCUACCUGGAAUGAGAUGACAAAAAAUGUUGUACUAAGGAUAUGGAAGUUGCUGAACAGUCUCUUUGCUUACGAUUGAAUGAUGCAGUCAAAACUUUGUGCUCGGGUGAGAACCCAUUGGCCAUACGCACAUUAAAUUGACAUUACAGAACAUUGGACACGGCGUGAUAGCUUGAUUGUGGCAGGCUCAAUAAG